AUGGCUGAAAAAGUAAAGCUCUAUGGGAUGUGGGUAAGCCCUUUUUGUCGCAGAGUUGAACUUGCCCUGAGACUGAAAGGGAUACCAUAUGACCUAGAGUACAUUGAAGAGGAUUUGUCCAGCAAGAGUCCUUUACUUCUAAAAUACAACCCAGUUCAUAAGAAAAUUCCUGUACUUGUACACAAUGAGAAGCCAAUCGCUGAGUCACUAGUCAUUCUUGAAUACAUCGAUGAGAUAUGGAAAAGUAAUCCUAUUUUGCCACAAGAUCCUUAUCAAAGAGCCAUGGCUCGCUUCUGGGCUCGGUUCAUAGAUGAAAAGGUCUUGCCAACAGUUUGGGAGGCUUAUUUUGGUGCAGAGAAGGAAAAAGAGAAAUGCACACAAGAGGCUUCUCAGCAGCCGAAAUUACUGGAGAAGGAACUUAAUGGGCGGGACUUCUUUGGAGGUGAUAGUAUUGGUUAUGUGGACAUUGCGGCAAUUGUUAUAGCAUUUUGGUUCCGAGUGACACAAGAAGAGUUAUUGACUAAAGAAAAGUUCCCACUUCCGUUUAACUGGAUUGAGAAGCUCCAAGCUAGUGAUGCAGUCAAUGAAUGCCGACCUCCUAUAGAAAAACAUCUUGAAUUUGUUAGAACUCGCUAUGAAGCUUUCAAAUCUGCUGCCAAAUGA
Molecule: messenger RNA, 663 nt
Organism: Pistacia vera
Lineage: Eukaryota; Viridiplantae; Streptophyta; Magnoliopsida; Sapindales; Anacardiaceae
Product: glutathione S-transferase U7-like
Exons: 3
Coding region: 1-663 (220 amino acids)
Biological process (GO): glutathione metabolic process
Cellular component (GO): cytoplasm
Molecular function (GO): glutathione transferase activity
Source: RefSeq, a predicted model, not a curated record